GGAUAAUUUUUCGUCAAGCAGCCCAAACAAACGUACCCGCGAUAGAAACAAAGGUCUCGUUUUGUUCACCUUCAGCUUUGAUUUUCUUCUCCGGCUGUCUUCAACCGUCUCCGGCCAUUUCGCCGCACCGACGACCAUCCCCAGCCCAGGCUCUGAUUUUCAUUGCUCUCUGGAUCUCUCACCCUCUUUCUCACAGAUCUCGCAGCUAUCUCCAAAUCUCACAGCUCAAUCUCUCGCAUCUCAGUCACAGGAUUUGAGCUACUAUGCCUUUGGAAGCUUGAUGAUGGCAUUGCGUUUCACGAACGAUGCUCAUGCCAUUAUGCCAUAAAACUUUGGAUAAAGAAAUGGAGACUAAAGCCUGAGCCAUGCAUAUCACUAACAGAUGACAAUAAAGGUGGUACAAAAAGAUGGGAGAGAAGAGACCUUGGUUCAUUAAGUUUAUUCCUACUUGUAAUUUUGAUAUCUUCACCAGCUCGCGCACAAUGCCCUUCUUUACCUUCAAGCCCUAGCCCCAGCCCUACAAAAAUGGUGGGACCCAGGAGACACAUCCUUCCACUCUUCCUCUUCUCUGUCUCCGUCCUCUUCUUCUUCUCCUACUACCACUCCUCUCUCCCCUUCUCCCCAGACCCAAACCCUAAUUUCACUCUCCUUGCCCAAGACCCAAACUCUAACCCCAAUUUCACCUUCAUUGUCAAGGUCCUGACCUUCAACCGCCUUGAAUCUGUUGCUCGCUGCCUUCGUUCCCUCGCUGCUGCCGACUACUGCACUGACAAGGUCCAACUCCACGUCUACAUUGACCAUUUUGCACUCGGGGAUGCAUCUUCAAAUGUUGGUCAGAAGUUGCAGGAGUCACAUCGGAUUUUGGAGUUUGUAGACGGGUUUGAGUGGAAAUAUGGGGACAAGCUAAUCCAUUACCGGACUGCCAAUGCGGGCCUGCAGGCCCAAUGGUUGGAGGCUUGGUGGCCCAGCUCGGACAACGAGUUUGCGUUUGUUGUGGAAGAUGACUUGGAGGUCUCACCACUUUAUUACAAGUUUCUAAGAAGCUUGAUUGUGAAUUACUAUUACAAUGCCUCCAACUAUCGUCCAUACAUCUAUGGGGCUUCGCUGCAGCGACCGAGGUUUGUCCCAGGUAAACACGGGAACAAAAUACAGUUGGAUGAUAGAACACGACUCUUCUUGUACCAACUGGUUGGCACUUGGGGUCAGCUUCUCUUUCCUAAACCUUGGAAAGAGUUCAGGUUGUGGUAUGACAAUCACAAGGCAAAAGGCAUUAAACCAUUUCUUGAUGGCAUGGUGACAACAGGGUGGUACAAAAAGAUUGGAGAAAAGAUAUGGACACCUUGGUUCAUUAAAUUUAUCCAUACUCGUGGUUAUUUUAAUAUCUACACCAAUUUUUUACAUGAGAGAGCGCUUAGUGUCUCUCACAGGGAUGCUGGUGUUAACUAUGGGAAAACAGCUGGGCCUGAUUCCCAUAUACUGGAUGAAAGUUCUCUUGAUUUUGGUGUUUGGGAUAUGCAACCGUUGAGUGAUUUGAGGUGGUAUGAUUUUUGUUUCAGAGAAAUAUUUCCCGAAAGAGUUGUUGGGAGCCUUGAUGAACUUGGGUCUGUUCUUAAUUCUGUGCAGAAACAAGACACUGUUAUUAUUGUGAGUCUGUUUGGGGUUCCAGAGAUGGUAAUUAGGAACUUGCUCUGCCACUUUGAGAGUCUAAAUUUGUGGCACUAUGUACUUAUUGGCUCCGAAUCUGACUUCCUGUUUGAUCUGGCAAGAAGAGGACAUCCAGUAAUUGGUACAGACCAGUUUCUAAGGAGUGUAGGAGCUUACAAGUUGAUGUCUUUCCAGGAUUCUAAUGUGGAAAUGAUCAAGGAAGUAUUAGUCAAGGCCUAUGCACUAAAAAAGUGUUUAGAAUCUAGGUACAAUAUUUGGGUGGUGGAUGGGAACAUGCUGCCUGUCAACAGUGACCUAUUUAUUGAAUCUCAUCCCUCGUAUGAUUUCUAUAUAGGGAAGAGCUCGGAGCUUUUCUUUGCCAGAAGAUCAUCCUCUGCACGAAGUAUUGGGGGCAAUGAUUUUAUAUCCAAAUUUGCAAUGAUGGUGAACUCUUUGCUAGCCAAAAGACACAGCCUAAGUUUUGGGUAUAUAAUGGCAAAGUUUUUGGAACAGAAGGGUGUGAGGGUUAAGAAUCUUGAUGAGACAAACUUAGGUCUCAGGAUCGGUAACGGUAACGUUAAUCAAUCCUUAGGGGAUGGAAAACAGAUGGUAUUUUGGUCUAGUGAUAUGGCUUCAGAUUUACUUCAGAAGCGGCUUCAAGAAUUGGGUAUUUGGAUUGUAAAUGAUGACUUUUCUUGCAAGGCUGUUGUUUGUCACAAGUCAUAGCAUCUUUUAGCGGUUAUACACAUUUUAUCUCUUCAUUUCAUUGUAACCUAUUUGUAUUUUCAAUUUUGUUAAAGCUCUUAUAUUUUUGU
Molecule: messenger RNA, 2459 nt
Organism: Prunus mume (Japanese apricot)
Lineage: Eukaryota; Viridiplantae; Streptophyta; Magnoliopsida; Rosales; Rosaceae
Product: transferring glycosyl group transferase
Source: RefSeq, a predicted model, not a curated record